CCUGUGCCGAGGGGCAGGGCCGGGGAGGCGGGCGCCCCUUUCCCUUCCCUUCCCCUCUCCUCCCUCCCCUCCGCUUCCCGUCCCUGCCCCUUCCCCCAUGGCGGCGCUGGGCGACACGGCGCGGCUGGCGGCGGCGGCGCAGCGCGGGGCGGCGGCGCUGUGAGGAGCCGCGCGGGGCCUGGGCGGGCAUGGCGGGCCGCGGCCGCCGCGCCUGGCUCAGCGUCCUGCUGGGGCUGGUGCUGGGCUUCGUGCUCGCAUCGCGCCUCGUCCUGCCCCGCGCCUCCGAGCUGGCGGCGGCGGCGCGGCCCCGCCGAGCCCGCCCGCAGGGCUGCCGCCCGCUGCCUGCCGCCGCCGCCGCCGCCCCGCCGCGCCGCCCCGGUUCGCCGGCACAGAGCUUUCUCUUCGUGGGGGUGAUGACGGCGCAGAAGUACCUGCGGAGCCGCGCCGUGGCCGCCCACCGAACCUGGUCCAAAACCAUUCCUGGCAAGGUUGAAUUCUUCUCCAGCGAGGGUUCGGACACCUCUAUUCCCAUUCCCAUCGUGCCGCUUCCAGGUGUAGAUGACUCUUACCCACCCCAGAAGAAAUCUUUCAUGAUGCUCAAAUAUAUGCAUGACCACUACUUGGACAAAUACGAAUGGUUUAUGAGAGCUGAUGAUGAUGUUUACAUCAAAGGGGACAAACUGGAGAACUUCCUCAGGAGUUUGAACAGCAGCGAGCCCCUCUUUCUUGGGCAGACUGGCCUUGGCACCACGGAGGAGAUGGGGAAGCUGGCGCUGGAACCAGGCGAGAACUUCUGCAUGGGGGGACCAGGAGUGAUCAUGAGCCGGGAAGUCCUGCGUAGAAUGGUGCCACACAUUGGCGAGUGCCUGAGAGAGAUGUACACCACUCACGAGGACGUGGAAGUGGGAAGAUGCGUGCGGAGGUUUGCGGGAGUGCAGUGUGUGUGGUCCUACGAGAUGCAGCAACUGUUUUAUGAAAAUUAUGAGCAGAACAAAAAAGGCUACAUCCGAGACCUGAGGAACAGCAAAAUACACAGAGCUAUAACGCUGCACCCCAAUAAGAACCCCCCAUACCAGUACAGACUUCACAGCUACAUGUUGAGCCGCAAGAUAGCAGAGCUGCGCCACCGGACUGUACAGCUGCACCGGGAAAUUGUCCUGAUGAGCAAAUACAGCAAUACAGAAAUCCACAAAGAUGACCUGCAGCUGGGCAUGCCACCCUCCUUCAUGCGAUUCCAGCCCCACCACCGGGAAGAAAUCUUGGAGUGGGAGUUUCUUACAGGAAAGUAUUUGUAUUCGGGUGCCGAUGGGCAGCCCCCUCGAAGAGGAAUGGACUCUUCGCAGCAUGAAGCAUUGGAUGACAUUGUUAUGCAGGUCAUGGAAAUGAUCAAUGCCAACGCUAAGACCCGGGGGAGGAUCAUAGAUUUCAAGGAAAUACAGUACGGCUAUCGCAGAGUAAAUCCGAUGUAUGGAGCAGAGUAUGUUCUUGACUUGUUGCUUCUGUACAAAAAGCAUAAGGGGAAGAAGAUGACCGUCCCCGUCAGGAGGCACGCCUACUUGCAGCAGACGUUCAGCAAGAUCCAGUUUAUGGAGCAUGAAGAGAUGGACGCCAAAGAGCUGGCCAGCAAAAUCAACCAGGAUUCCGGAUCCUUGUCUUUCCUCUCCAACUCACUGAAGAUGUUUGUUCCCUUCCAGCUCAGCAGAUCAAAAGUGGAGAGGAAGGAACUCAAAGACAAGAAGAUCAACAUCCUGAUUCCUCUCUCCGGACGUUUUGACAUGUUUGCAAGGUUCAUGGGGAAUUUUGAAAAGACGUGCCUCGUUCCAAACCAGAAUGUCAAGCUGGUUGUCCUGCUUUUCAAUUCCAACUCCAACCCUGACAAAGUGAAACAGAUCGAGCUGAUGAGAGAUUACCGCUCCAAAUACCCCAAGGCUGACAUGCAGGUUUUACCAGUGUCUGGGGAGUUCUCGAGGGCGCUGGCUCUGGAAGUCGGAUCUUCUCAGUUCCAGAAUGAGUCUUUACUUUUCUUCUGCGAUGUUGACUUAGUGUUUACCACCGAAUUCCUCCAGCGGUGUAGAGCCAAUACAGUUUUGGGUCAACAAGUAUACUUUCCCAUCAUUUUUAGCCAGUAUGAUCCAAAGAUUGUUUAUAGUGGAAAAGUUCCUAGUGACAAUCAUUUUGCCUUCACCCAGAAAACAGGUUUCUGGAGGAACUAUGGCUUUGGUAUUACCUGUAUUUACAAAGGUGAUCUUCUUCGAGCAGGUGGCUUUGAUGUCUCCAUCCAAGGUUGGGGCCUUGAAGACGUAGACCUAUUUAACAAAGUCAUUCAAGCUGGCUUAAAAACUUUCCGAAGCCAAGAAAUUGGAGUAGUCCAUGUGCAUCACCCUGUUUUUUGUGACCCUAAUCUUGAUCCAAAACAGUAUAAAAUGUGCUUGGGGUCCAAAGCUUCAACUUAUGGGUCCACACAACAGCUGGCUGAAAUAUGGUUUGAAAAAAAUGACCCAAAUUUUGGGAAAAGCAGCAAUACUAAUGGCUCAGUGAGGACAGCCUAAUGUCCAGCUAUGCUGGAAAAGACCUUUUUUUUAAUUAUCUAAUUUAUUUUUGGGAAAAUGUUUUUUGAUAAUUCACUUUUAAAAGACCACACAGGAUAUAUUUUAGAAGUCAUCAUUGUUUUCUUACAAAGCGCUCGUUUUGCAAAGUACAAGGCCGUUGGUUUUUUUGUUGUUGUGUUUUUGGUUUCGAACAAAACUGUGAUCAAUAUUUGCCUUCAAACAAAAAAUUUGUUUAAGAGUUAUUUGACUGAUCAGCGGAAAUCUGACUUGAAUUAGAAUUUCCUUAUGAACAAAAGAUUGUUUCCUACCUUUUCCGUUGCUGUCUUCGUUGCUGGGAUUCUGUAAAUUGGGACCUGAGCGUGCAAGCCAAGUGACGAAACGCUGUAUCUAAAUGUUUUGUUGUGACUGCUACCGUGCAAAGAUUCUGCUGCUUUUCUUAAGGAUAGCCAUUAUUUUUUAAAUUGCGCUAGAACAAAACAAAUCAGUGUGGUGAUGAGAAGGGUAUUAAUUGCAGGAGGGUUGUUCUUUUUUUCCGAAUGGCUGAUUAUUUCAGUUUAAAAAUACACGCCCACUUCUAUGGCCAGACAACUUCAAGGGAGGGAAGAAAGUAAGCACAGCCUGCUGUCCAGUUAGUCCUUGUAGAAAGUGUUGUCGUCUGUAUUUGGUCCAUAUUUAUGGACUUAACGGUUUAAGAAUCCGUGGUGGGUUCUGUAUAUUAUCCUCAACCGCUGUCCUGCCUAGAGCUGAGAUGAUGUGAGCAAGAAAUACCGAAUGAGGUGGGGAAAAGGAUGGGAAACGCGAAUCUCUUGCAGCAAAGCAACAGUACGCAACGAACAAUUAGAGAUCCCUAACGAGAACUUUGGAAAAAUCUUCUAUACUGAGUGUACUGCACCUGAUUGCAUUGAUUUUCUUCAGUUGAUUACGUGAUGUUAAUGGGAACAAUUAUUACAUUUGAUUACUAGUUUUGUUUUGGGAUUAUUUUUUUCUGUAUCUGAUAGACUGUUAAUUUAUUUAAUAUCCAUUGUUUUAGGUUCUUGACCUUUCCUUGAAUAUCUGUUAGUCAUUUUAAUAUUUUUUAUAUAUAUAUAUAUAUGUGUGUGUAAAUAUAUAUAUAUAUAUUAGGAAUGUAUUGCAUCUUCUCACUGAUAAGGUAGUGUACAUCAUACUUGCAGUAAAUGAUCUCCAAAGAUUACUUUCUAAAAUAUUUUUUUCAUGAAUCUUUUUUCCCAAAUUUCUUUAACAUUUUUGGAAUGACUUCAGUAAGCUUAGGAAUUUUUUUGGUAUUCUAAGAGGAACUGGGGAUGGAGAGGCCGAAUACAAGGGAAGCAUGAUCCCGAUGAAUUAACACCUAGCAAGGUAAGAGAUAAAUAUACAAAAUAAAGUGCCUUAAAGUCAGAAAGGGAACCCUUUACACCGAGACUUAGACAGUGAAUGGACAUUGUCAUUGAAGCAGAUGAUCUCUUGGGACCUACCUACCUGUAAAUACCCUGCUCAGCAGAAACAAAAAAUAAAAACCAGCGAACAAUAUAUUUUUCUAUCGUAUCCUCCAGCACCAUUUCAUUGCUCUCAGUUCCACUUUGCCUACUCUUGGGAAGUGGAGACUAGUGAAGGAACAGAGAAAAACCGAUACUUAGGUUGUUGCCGUGUUUGAAGGGAUCUUAUGGAGUAAUUGCUAUUCCAGUAGGAGAAAUAACCAUUGUUUACACGUGUAUGGAAUAUGAACUGCAACUAGCAUAGAGUCGAUGUCUUAUAAUGUUCAUCGUUUUUUGGUGACAGUCCCAAGGAUGUAGGUACUUGGAUGGAUUCAGUGCAUGGAAAAUCUUUCUUUUUUUUUUUUAAGACAUGCUUCUAAGAUGCAAUAAAGAUUUUUUUAUUUGCAAUCAGAGCUCCUCAUGUCGUCUGCCUCAGUCCGUAUCUUUUCACGCAGCGUAGGCACAGCUGCAAAGGUAAAGCAGUUUUGGGAAGUAAGUCCAGGUAAAAGGAUCUCCCUCUUACAAAGGGUUUUCACCUCUGUGUUGUGUUUUGGCCCGGAAUAAACUUAAUGCCACGUACAUUGGCUUUGGGGAAAGGGAAGACACCCGUUCAUCAGACUCCGGUGUCCGCUCCCAUUGCUGCCCACCCUGAGGAACUCCGUGAUUCCCUGGGGCAGCUGGUCGUCUCUAACGGAGGGCUUUGACUUUUUCCUCCUGCAAAGAUUAAAAGUGCUUUUGCUGUCUGAAAACAUCCAUAACGAUACAUUCAAAAUGCACACGAUGACAAGGCUGAACAAUUGAGUAAUGCUUUAUGUAUUCUAAACACAGUAAAAAUAAUAUUAAGUGUGUCGAGCACUUAAUAGCUCUGCCAGUUUUAUCACUGUUGUUCAAUAUUGGCUUUUUUAUGUAAAACUUAAAUCCCAAAGCAAAAAUCUUAGGGAUUACAGAAGUGUUUCUUCACACUAGGGAAAGGGAAGAAAACCCAACAACUGAUAUUUGUGGCUGCAGAAAAGAGCUUGAAGAAUAUGAACCCUAAAGAACUGUACCAAAAGGUGAUGGGGGAGAAUAGGCCCUGUACUUAUACUGUAUUUAUUAACAUUUAUGAUUAUGUAGGACUUUUUUUAGCCCAUAACAGCUGGUAAAAGCAGAAUGCAUGUAAAUGGAAAAGCCGUUUAAUGAAAAGCACCCAUCUGGUAUUGGGGUGGGUUUUUUUUGCUCGGUUGCUGCAGUUGUGAUUCAGUUCCCAAAUCGCUCCAAGCAGCAUUAAAAGCAAGUUCUACACUGAGCUUGCAGGCAGCUCUUGUGGCCCCACAUCUUAAUUGACCACAUAUUUUAUGGACUCACAGCUUAAAAGUAAUCCAUUUUAAAGUUAAAGUUCGAAUUGUAACUGUCUAUGAUAAAGUCUAUCUUUAUAAAACCCAUUUUACACCAAAAUAAGCUGUAUUUGCUACCCGAGUUGUAAGGAGCUUGCCCAGGUGGAAGUCAUCGGCUGGCACCCAGCCUCUGACAAAAAUCCCUUCUGGGGCAGGAAGAUUUCACUUGCAGGUUACCCUGGCUGGUUGGUUUGCAGGGAAGUUUACUUCACGCUGAGAGGCCAGUUAGUGUUGGAAAAUCCACGAGGGUUUGUCUCCAAUCCUGUAAGAAGACCAAGGUAUGAGAAAACGAGAUGGUGUCAUCCUGGAACUGAAGAACGUGGUGACCAAGAGUCGUUUGCUGAGGUUUGCUCUAUACCGAGAUGCUUCUUCAUUAAAACAAUUAAAAAUG
Molecule: messenger RNA, 5785 nt
Organism: Grus americana (Whooping crane)
Lineage: Eukaryota; Metazoa; Chordata; Aves; Gruiformes; Gruidae
Gene: CHSY1
Product: chondroitin sulfate synthase 1
Exons: 3
Coding region: 189-2549 (786 amino acids)
Cellular component (GO): Golgi cisterna membrane
Molecular function (GO): glucuronosyl-N-acetylgalactosaminyl-proteoglycan 4-beta-N-acetylgalactosaminyltransferase activity
Source: RefSeq, a predicted model, not a curated record